Messenger RNA from Callorhinchus milii (elephant shark), 4585 nucleotides. RefSeq names its product ABC transporter B family member 1. Bases 196 to 2562 code for a protein of 788 amino acids. The transcript has 20 exons. The record is from RefSeq and is a predicted model, not a curated record. Gene Ontology annotation, cellular component: membrane. Lineage: Eukaryota; Metazoa; Chordata; Chondrichthyes; Chimaeriformes; Callorhinchidae. Gene Ontology annotation, molecular function: ATP hydrolysis activity; ATP binding; ABC-type oligopeptide transporter activity. Gene Ontology annotation, biological process: transmembrane transport.
GCGCGUGCCGGAAGCCUGCGGGAGUGACGGUUGGCGGCGGCGGCGGCGGCUUUGCCUUCCUUUCAGCCUCGGGAAAGCGGAGAGGAGAGCGAGAGGAGGCGGCGGCAACGACAACAACGGCGUUUGGGAAACCUCACCGUCGGGCUCGGGGGUGGUGUGAAUAUUUCAUGCAGAAGGCUUGAAGAGAGUGGGAGAAUGGCACAGGAUGGCAUUUAUUAUUACAGAUUACCUGCUGUCAGAUUCAUCCCACUCAUUAAUUUUAUCCUGUUUAUGGAUGGAAUAUCUACCAUCAUCCUGUGGAUUUUAGGUGGUCGGACUCACUAUUUGGAAAAUGACGUCCUUCACUGGUGCUUCUGGCGGUCCACCUUUGACCUCACAGCAUUUUGCACAAUGAAGACUUGUAUCCUGAUAGUUCUGUACCUAACAAUGGAAUCAAUUGCGUUGAAGCAGAUUGAUGAUCUGAACAACACAAACCUGAAAAGGAAGAGGGAAAUCUUGCACCUGGUUAGCUUUGUGAUCUCUGGGCUCUGGGUUGUGUAUACUUUGGCCAAAGGAAUUACUGUUCUUGUAAAGCAAAGUUACUCUGAGAUGCACCUAACUUUCAAAAUUGUCUGCAUCUCUACCCUGGUCUUCAGCCUGAUUGAGUUCCCUUUCUGCAUUUUGUGUAACAGGUUCCUCCGGAGGUUGCAGAUCCUACGCAUUGUCCACAGCAUUGAAGAGGAAAGGACUCGAAAGAGUAAAGCUGAUCUAAAGAGACUCUUCUCUUUAGCGAAAGAUGAAACAUGGCUCUGUGUCGGAGGGCUGCUGGCACUCGUCGCCUCCUGUGUGUCACAAGUCGUUGCUCCUUACUUCUUUGGCAAGGUCAUUGAUUCGGCUAUGGACUCGAUGGAUGCUCUUGACAAAAUGAUUCUCAUCCUGUUUGGAAUUUAUGUCGGCGGUGCUGUGUGCUCCUUUAUCCGAGCCUAUGUUUUUGUGCUGGCAGGACAUAGGCUGGUGGCUCGACUCCGCAAAAGGCUCUUUGGUAACAUUGUGAGGCAAGAAAUUGCAUUCUUCGAUGAGAACAGAACAGGGGAACUAACCAAUCGGCUGUCAUCCGAUACCCAGAUGAUUCAGAAUGCUUUGACAGUAAAUCUGUCAAUGUUGCUGCGAUACACGAUUCAGAUAAUUGGCUCUAUAGUUCUGAUGUUUGUUGUGAGCCCAGCACUGACUGGAGUGUUACUCGCUUCUAUCCCGGUUGUUGCAAUUGGAGCAGUUUUGUACGGAGAGUUUAUGAAGCGAUUGCGGAAGAACUUCCAGGAUGAGCUGGCAGCUGUUGGGGUGACGGCAGAGGAGACCAUUUCCAGCAUCCGAACCGUGAGGACUUUCUGCAGCGAAAGGAAAUCCGAAGACUUCUACUGCAAGGGAAUCAAUCAAAGUUACCAGAUAGGAAAACGCCUGGCACUGGCAGAAGGGUCGUUCAAUGGGCUGGUGCUGACCAUCUCUCAGGGUGCAGUUGUGCUUGUGCUGUGGUACGGAGCCAAACUCGUUUAUGAUGGAAGACAUAACAAGCCUGGGAUUUCAUUUGGAACGCUAGCGUCUUUUAUGGUCUAUUCAAUGAAUGUUGCUAUGGCGUUUGGAAUGUUGGCGGCUCUUUACGGUGACUUCAUGCAAGCUGUUGGAGCUUCCAUCCGCAUCUUUGAGCUUCUGGACCGGAAGCCAAUGAUACCUUGCUCUGGUGGAAACCGUCUGCCUUUUCUCGACGGCAGACUCGAGUUCCAGAAAGUCAGCUUUACAUACCCAACCAAGCAGGAGUCCCAGGUGCUAAAGGAAGUGACGUUUACAGUGUCACCGGGUAACAUGGUGGCACUGGUUGGCCCCUCAGGUGGAGGAAAGUCAACAAUAGUCAGUCUGAUAGAAAGGUUCUAUGAUCCUGACUCUGGAAGAAUUUUACUGGGAGGCUGUGAUCUGCAAACCCUGGAUCCACAAUGGUUCCGGCAAAAGAUCUCGGUGGUGAGUCAAGAGCCCACCUUGUUUGCAACGUCAAUAAAAGAAAAUAUCACUUAUGGUAGAGAGGCUAACAUGGAAGAGGUCAUUGAUGCUGCCAAGAAAGCAAAUGCUCAUGAUUUCAUCAUGUCCUUUGAGAAUGGAUACAACACAGUUGUGGGAGAGCGUGGAAUCAGACUAUCUGGAGGCCAAAAACAGAGGAUUGCCAUUGCCAGGGCUCUCAUUAUGGAUCCUGCAUUGCUCCUACUUGAUGAGGCUACAAGUGCCUUAGAUGCUGAAAGUGAGCACCUUGUGAAAGAGGCCAUUGAUCGGGUUAUGCAAGAGAGGACUGUUUUGGUAAUUGCGCACAGGCUCUCAACUGUAAGAAAUGCCUCCAAGGUGAUUGUUGUGGAGAAAGGAAGGAUAGUGGAGUGCGGGACCCAUAAAGAGCUGUUGGAGAAGGGAGGCAUUUACAAGAAACUAGUCCUCCGUCAACUGACUGCAGGCUCGGCGGACUUUGGAGGCGAUGACGGCAGUUUCAAUCUCAUAACCUCACAGAAUAAGAACUGGAAGAAUGCAAGUAUUGAUGUGGAAGACUGAAGAACUGGUUAAUAUUCAUCCGGAAACACUGGAGAGUUUGAACCAGCCUCGAUUAGCCAAAGAGGAAAGGCAAUGAGCCUGUGACACAAGCCCUAUUUACACCACAGCUGCAUCCGCCCUUGAACACUUGCAGCUAAUUUUGAUCAGCUAAACAUUACUGGAUGGUGCAGUUAUUUAUGCUAAACUUAAUUCAAACUUAAACAUUAGAAACUCACAAGUUUCCGCUCCAAUUUGUCUGAAUCACAUCAGUUACCCACCAGCAGGAUUCAUGUUAAAAGUCCUGCACGGAAAUAAUUUCUUGUUUUAUUUCAUCAUUACAGAGAAAAUUAUUUCUGUUCCAUACACUGUACUUCACAAAAUGAGCAGUUCCAGAUUACAUUCUCUAGUAAAAGGCAUUCUCCUGAUGCAAUAAAAUGGGAUUGAAGAAGGAAAUACAAAUCAUUCUAAUGGCAACAGGCUGGUGUGAAGAGCUUAAUGUAAAUAGGUGCUUAUUUUCUACUACAAAAAGACUGUGCAUGGCUCAUCAGAGAAGUAAGUGGCAUUCUGCGUAGGAUUUGAGUUGGGAUUGUGAAUACGUAAAAUUACCAUUGUUCCUGAAACCCAAGUGUGAUUUUUGAUGUGAACAGUGAAAUAACACUACGAUUAACUACCAUUAGUUACGGCACUGAAGAGGGACCUCAGUUAUAAAGUCAAUCUGAACUCGUGAAUGCGGGUUUAAAAAUUGCUUGAAAAAUGAUGGGUUAGAAAUAGGAAAAAAAACAGCAUUUGUAAUCUUAAGAAAACUGUCGGGAGUUAUGCCUAAAGAAAUAUUCAACGCAUGGCUUUCAUUUUCAUUGGCGUGUGUGUGUGUGCAUAUCGAGGCCUAAUCUCCAACAGUUUAUAAUAGUAAUAGGUAACUGGAGACAUUCCACUGUGAGUCAUUCCAGGAAGUAUAUUCCAAAUGGAGUUAGAUUGGACGUAUUAAGAGCGACAUAGCCCUGGUUACCAACUCCAGUUGUGAAUCGUCACAUAUUCAUUGUUUCAUCUGUUGAAUGAAAAACUAAUCGGGGGGGGGAAUAAAGAAAAGAGUUAGUAAAUCCCAAACCUGCUUUAAUCUAUUGCUUUUGGUUUUUCAUUGCAUUAUUUGUUUCUCAGUCCAUUGCAUAAAACUGAGAAAGACUGCAGAUAAAUUGUACUGCAUCACUCUGGAAAUGGUGCUCCAGUGAUGGGUAGAUCAUGCCAAAAUUAAGUCGUUUUAAUUGUAUCGUCUCUGUCAACACUUCAAUUGUCUCAACUAAGGUGCACUUUUUUUUAAUAUUGUGUUGGCCUGUUACCAUUAGUCUUGUGGCAAUAGGACCUGUACAAAUCAAAACAGAGCUCACCUUGACUGUCAGGCAUCGAACAAGAUUUUAGCUAUCAGAGGCUUAUUUUGUCUAUAUGUUUAAGAGAAUUUUUUAUAAAAAAAGUUAAAUGGUGAUUAUUGUGUGCAAUUGUCUUAAUGUGCACUUUAUCCAAUCAAAAGGGAAAUUGUAACGUUUGUUAAUUAAACUUUGGAAUGGUGUUGUAAGUUUUAUUUGAAAUUAAUAUAAAAGUAACCACAGAUUUGGAGUAGCAGCCAGACAGUUACUGAAUGUUUCAGUUUUGCACUAUUAAUCCAUGCCGUAAAUUACCUCAUCUGCCACAGAAUUUAGUUGCAAGUCAUUAGUUUGGUAGCAGUAGAAGUAAAGUUAAAGCUUUUCAGAAACUCGUGAAUUGUGCAAAAAGUAUGUUAAUUAAUCUGCCCUUGAGCAGGGCAGAAAUUACUUGGAUUUCCUAAUAGAUAUUACCAAUAGUAACACUGAAACUAAGUCUCAUUCUGACUGUGUACAUGCCAGUAGAGAAUCACCUUUUGUAAUUGAUCUUUUAUUGUCGCCUGUGUUCCCUUGACACACAUAUAUAUAUAUAAAAUGUAAGGUAUUUUAUUCCUCUUAUACUGUGCAUCUGAAUGUUUCUGUGGAAGCUUAGUUUUCAUACAUCCAGAUUAAAAUAAAACAUUUACCAAUCA